This is a messenger RNA of Pantherophis guttatus, 1954 nucleotides long. It is a transcript of the gene KLHDC2, whose product is annotated as kelch domain containing 2. Gene Ontology annotation, molecular function: protein binding. The record is from RefSeq and is a predicted model, not a curated record. NCBI's taxonomy places the organism in Eukaryota, Metazoa, Chordata, Lepidosauria, Squamata, Colubridae.
AUACUAUUCGGACAGAGCAGGGAGGAAGAGGGGCGCCUUUUGGGAACAUUUUAAGAACGAGCCUAACGUGACCCUAAAACAUGAGUCCCAUAAAGGCAAACGUAGCGGUGGUUCCUUCAUUUUGUGUUAGGGAGGAGGAUGUGGGAGGGGAUCCAUGAAAAUACACCAUAGAAGAGGCUGUGUUUAAGAUCAUGUCAACACCAAAGAUUUCAUGGCUGCUUUGGGUUGUGCUUUUGUUUCAUGGACGCACAACCUCCCAGUCUUGAGGCUGACAAUGAGGGUGGGAAGCUCAGGUUUCUUUCAUGACUAGGAAAAAAGAAAAUAGUUGAAAACCAGCUUUUCCUUCUCCCGUCACCUGCUUUCCAUCUUUUUCUGGCCCAAGGUUGAUUUUUCUAUUGAAAGCAUUGGUGACAGCCUCGGUUGUUAGCAGUGCCUACGCAGUCUGCAGAGUUGGAAAAGCAAAUGCAGUUCUAAAGUGCAUACAGGAUAAUAUCCUAUUAUCAGUAUGGCAGAUGACAAUGAAGAAUUGCCAGCAGAGGAAGAUCUGCCUGAAACAGAAGAAAAUUUGGAACAGCUGAGCAUGGGCAGCCCACCUGAACGGAGUGGUCAUGUGGCUGUUACUGAUGGAAAAUGCAUGUUUGUUUGGGGUGGAUAUAAGAAUGCUCAAGUGAGGGGCAUUUAUGACUUCUAUCUGCCAAGAGAUGAAAUCUGGAUCUAUAACAUGGAAACUAAACAAUGGACAAAACACAGAACAACGGGAGAUGUGCCUCCCUCUAUGUCAGGAAGCUGUGCUGUCUGCAUGGACAGGGUUUUUUAUCUGUUCGGAGGGCACCAUGAUUGUGGCAACACAAAUAAGUUCUACAUGCUAAAUUCCAGAUCAAAUGACGGAGUGUUGCAGUGGAUCAAAGUGGACUGCCAGGGUAUUCCUCCAUCAUCAAAAGACAAGCUCGGAGUAUGGGUUUAUAGAAAUAAACUUAUAUUCUUUGGUGGCUAUGGCUAUUACCCAGAUGUGGAGCAGAUUGGGACCUUUGAGUUUGAUGAAACCUCUUUUUGGAAUUCAGGUCUUCCCAGAGGGUGGAAUAAUCAUGUACAUGUCCUAGAUACGGAGUCAUUUACUUGGAGCCAGCCUGUGACUACGGGUAAAUCACCAUCACCCCGAGCAGCCCAUGCUUGUGCUACAGUUGGAAACAGAGGAUAUGUCUUUGGAGGCAGAUACCGAGAAUCUAGAAUGAAUGAUCUUUAUUUUCUUAAUCUGGAAACAUGGGAAUGGCAGGAGAUAGUUGUGCAGGGCAUUUGCCCUGUUGGACGAUCUUGGCAUUCUUUAACCACCAUUUCCUCAGACCAUCUCUUCCUCUUUGGUGGCUUCACCACUGACAAGCAGCCACUCAGUGAUGCCUGGAUCUAUUGCAUCAGUAAAAAUGAAUGGAUACAGUUUGAACACAACUAUUUAGAGAAACCUCGACUCUGGCACACUGCCUGUGCAAGCGAUGAGGGAGAAGUGAUCGUCUUUGGGGGCUGUGCCAGCAAUUUACUUGCCCAUCACAAAGCGGCACAUAGUAAUGAGAUACUUGUGUUUUCUCUUCAACCCAAAUCCCUGGCAAGAUUGUGUUUAGAGACCGUUAUGUGCUUCAAAGAAAUCCUGGCCAGUUCCUGGCACUGCCUUCCCAAGCACCUGCUCCACAAACUCAACCAGCGCUUUGGUAGUAACAACACAUCUGGAUCAUAGGGAGAAUCUGCACUGGUCAUACUGUAUAUAGAUGGCCUUUCUAUAAAAAGAUGUAAUAAUUUUACCAUCCCUGAAUGACAAAAUGACAUUUGUAUAGAUUAAAUGUUCUUGUGUUGUAAUUAGUGGCAACAUUGCUUUGAUGUCUUUUUGACUGCAUGUGAAUAGCUUAGAAAGAGAACCUAUUUUUGUGUAAAAUUUGGUUGCAAUAAAUGUUAUUAUUUAAUGCAA